Molecule: messenger RNA, 1480 nt
Organism: Psylliodes chrysocephalus
Lineage: Eukaryota; Metazoa; Arthropoda; Insecta; Coleoptera; Chrysomelidae
Source: the annotation of a GenBank genome assembly
GUUACAAUAUUAUUUACACCACAACCCACAACGUACAACAAAAAAUAAUAUUAUUUAUAGUAUAAAAUUUUUUAUUUUUUCCUGCCAAAUAAUAUUUAAAAAAAAAUAAUAUAAUUUGACUCCUACUGGACUGCUUGUGAUUGGCAAUGGACCCGUGGCUAGGUCAUUUGGCUUUCAUGCAGAGUUCAAUUUUCGGACUAAUUAAAUUCCCUCCACUAUGCUGCUACAAUUUCCAUUUUUAGCGACACUCAAACCAUAUAUUUACUCAUUCUUCCAUUUCCCCCUACUUAUUAUAAGUUUUUGUUAUGAAGGACACAAACGUUAAAAUUGCCAUCGAUUUUGUUGUUGUAUGGUUAUUACGUAUAUACGUUCUGUAGCAGCUACUACUAAAUUUAAUAAUAAAUAAACUUAUGGGUUCGUUUCUGGCAACACCAGCCAAUUCUUUGGCAAGAUUGGAUGGCAAAACGGCAGUUAUAACUGGCGCUAAUACAGGCAUUGGCAAAGUAACUGCUAAAGAUUUUUACGAAAGAGGUGCUCGAGUCAUUUUGGCGUGCAGAAAUCUAGAAAAAGCUCAAGAAGCCAUAGACGAAAUUAAAAAACAAUGCGAAAGCAAAGAAAAUCUAGGUGAGCUUGCAUUGUCCAAAUUGGAUUUGUCAAGUCUAAAAUCGGUCCGAGCUUGCGCAGAAGAGCUACUUAAAAACGAGAAGGAAAUCAAUAUUUUAUUAAACAACGCCGGAGUAAUGAUGAUACAAGAAUUAACAAGAACUGAAGAUGGACACGAGAUGCAGUUUGGUACUAACCAUUUGGGACACUUUUUGUUUACACUACUGUUGAUGCCGAAAUUGAUACAAAGCACUCCAGUGAGAAUCGUCAAUGUUUCCUCGGCGGCACAUUUUCUCACGUUUUCUUUGGAUCUAGACGACUUGAACUUUGAAAACAGAAAAUACGGUGCCCUGAAAGCCUAUGUUCAAAGCAAACUUAGCAAUAUACUUUUUACUACAGAACUAGCUAACAAGUUAAAAGAAAAUAAAAUUGAAGGCAUCAACGUCUACUGCCUACACCCAGGUUCAAUAAAUACCGACCUUACGAGACACGUCGAGGGAAACCCGUUUCUGAAUAUUUCAAAACUAUUCUUUAAAACACCGGAAGAGGGUGCUCAAACAUCGAUAUACUGCUCGACGCAUGAAAAAUGCGCCAACGAAACUGGGUUGUACUACGCCGAGUGCAAACCAUGUUGUUCAUCGAAAACAUCCCAAAACAAAGAACUGGCUAAAAAAUUGUGGUUGAUUAGUUUAAAAAUGGUGGGAUUGAAUGAGGAUUAUGAUCCAUUUAAAUCGUCAACAAAUUUGUAAUUUUUUAGUACGGGAAUAUAUUUUUAUUUACAGGUAGUAUUGGAACACUUUUAAGAAUAUUAAAUAGUUUUUAGGAAAUGGGAUGUACAUAUUUUUUAUAAAUACGGUAAAAAUGAGUAGACAAAUGC